This is a messenger RNA of Diaporthe amygdali, 2565 nucleotides long. RefSeq names its product spindle pole body interacting protein. The transcript is spliced from 3 exons. Lineage: Eukaryota; Fungi; Ascomycota; Sordariomycetes; Diaporthales; Diaporthaceae. Gene Ontology annotation, cellular component: plasma membrane. Gene Ontology annotation, biological process: actin cortical patch localization. The record is from RefSeq and is a predicted model, not a curated record. The coding region runs from base 1 to 2565 and encodes 854 amino acids.
AUGGCAUCGGCGCAAACAGCACUGCCUUACCAAACGCAGAAGUCAGGCCUCAAUAAUGGAAGCUCAUCGACGGCUGUGCACACGCGAAGAACAUCAUUAUCAUCGUUUCCGCCAUCGUCGCGUUCCGAGUCGCAGAUGUCACAUCACUCGAGGCCAUCGCGGUCGCCAAUCCCCCCAGGGCCUGGCGCCGGAGGCGUGGUUUCAGAGACGGAUCGCACCUCGAACCCCAGCUCCAAGUCCAAGACACCAUCCACAGGCACCGGUGUGUCGUCUCAGCACUCGUCACUUUCCGGCAACGGCGUCAUUCCUAUGCCGCGCUACAACUCUGACGCACAUCCCAAGCAGAGAAUGAAAUCCCAAUACCCGCGGGGCUCCAGCGAGAACCAUGUCGAGUAUAUAUUGGUCGCUUCUUUCGAUAUAGAUAGGGGGCCGAUCAUGGAGCAUCAGUAUCCUAUGGCUAUCACUGGUGACGAACACAUGCUGGCAGAGCUGAUGUUACCGGAUGGCGCCCACAUGCGGAACCAGGACUGGACGAUAUUUUUCCUCCACAAGGACACAAGCCAGGAAGAGGAAGAUGAGGAGAGAGAAGCGCGAAGACGGAGAAGGAGAAGGAGAAGAAACAAGGCCGCGGGCAUAAUUGACGAGGAAACAGACGAGGAUGAUAAUGAAGCUGAGGCAGAAGCAGAGGACGACGACGACGACGACGAAUUCGAUGAUGACGACUCUACCGAUAGUGAGCCUGAAGGCGGUGAGGGCCCACCCCUGGUCUACGUACUGAAUUUGGUGAACACGAAACAAGACAAAUCCGUGAAGAGAGGAGCUAUAGUGAAGGCGAUGGCCAUCUGCACAAGGCAUCCUUUCUUGCAUAUAUACAAGCCGCUAUUACUGUUAGCUCUGGAGGAAUAUUUCAAAUCCCCGGUGCCCGAAACUCUGGCCAUGCUUUAUGACUCUGUUAACGCGAUGGACUUGUCGUUGAUGCCCAAACUCAGCUUCCUCGAAAGGCAACUACUACAGUCAAGUGAGAACAAGGACCUCUUCGUCGAGAAAUUCGAACGUAUGGUUCAACAGCGGAUCGAGCAUGAUCGGGAAGGAGACAGCUCAGACCAACCUGUUGACCCUGGCCACGAGCGACCUAAACGGCCGGAGAUACAGCGAGCCGGGACCAAAGCUUUCCUCGAGGGGAAGGCCAUGUACUCCGUGCCCAGGGAUACUCACGAGUUUGAAAGCAAGGUCAUGUACAAAGGCAUCCCCAUUCCGAUCAAGGUGCCGGUAGCCGUCAUGCCCGAGUCCGUGGGUGACUUCUCUCUGAUCAAGUUGAUCCAAAACUUCUCUGAUCCCCAUGGGAAAUCACCACAACCAUUUCUGCCACAUGCGCAUCUCACCACGAACGGACCUACCACACAUCCAAUUAUCGUCCUGGCCAAUGCCCUUUUGACGCAGAAGAGAAUCAUUUUCCUUGGCCACAACAUGCCGUCAGGCGAAGUUGCCGAGGCCGUGCUGGCGGCCUGUGCCCUUGCCUCGGGUGGUAUGCUGAGGGGUUUCACACGCCAUGCAUUCCCCUAUACAGAUCUGACGAAAAUCGACGACCUUCUUAAGGUUCCUGGCUUUAUCGCGGGUGUCACAAAUCCAACAUUCGAGCACCACCCGGAGUGGUGGGACCUCCUGUGCGAUUUGCCAAAGGGUCGCAUGACCAUCAGCAGCAAGAUCGAGCCUGCGGCAGCAACGGAGGGUAUGGUGUACUUCCAACAGCAGAAUCCUUCCUAUGCAGGGCUCGUCAAUAUUUCCAGCUCCAACUCUUCCUCCAGCACGGACUUGACUGGAGAUCAGGCGUUCAUGACCGAUGUUCUCAAGAGCAUAGCCGCCCGCCACGGCGAGAGAGUUGUCAGGGCGAAGUGGAGGGACUGGGUCGUCAAAUUUACCCGGGUCGCUGCUGCGUUUGAGGAGAGCGUUUAUGGAGCGAGUGCACUGUACAUUGGGGGUGACGAAGGCGCAGAUGGCGGCGCGGUAAUCGCGCCCAGUUCCGGCGCAAAUGGCAUCCUCAGUGGGCAUGGGUACGUCUGGCCGGACGAGCCAUCGAAGCACAAGGAGCUGGCGGGAAAUGUUACGAGGAUCGAGGGGUGGAGGAAUACCAGGAGUUAUUACAGUUACAUCCAGGACAUGGCCAAGAUGUACACCAUCAAACCGCUCAAAGGGCUUGACUUACACCACCUCCACGACCGGCUACGGAUGCAGCGCAUGACACAAUCGCAGACUCGCGAGAUUUAUCUUGGCUUCUCAAAGUACGUUCGCAGCUAUGAAGAAAUCUGUCUGCUGCUUUCUGUGGCGCCAGAGUCGCAUGCAGGCCUGUUCUACCUUGCGUUGGGCCUGUUCCACAAGGAGAGGGAUGUUCGAAUCAAGGUCGCGGAGUUGCUGGACAGAAUCGGCGAGCAUGGAGCGGGCCAGCACUGGUGGAAGGGGAUGAGCCGAUUCGAAAAGCUGGCUUACAUGCGAAUCAAGAGGGAACUGGAAGUCGAAUCGAGGGCAAAGACUGGCGGCGCCAGUCCGGUGGAGCAAAGGUUGAGUUAA